UCACGACACGCUCAAGUGUGCCCGGGCCUUCCUUACCGUGAGUCUUAGUAGAACAACGGACAUGGGCGGUGAAGAAAAAAUGGGACAAAAUUCAGCGAUUGGUGGCGGCCAUGGCAAAACAAAGCAGGCAGGCACGUCUGAAGACAAUGCAAGUGGUGAUCGGGAACUAUGGCUGUUAUUAUCACCGGAAGUGGGAAGAUCAUUGGUUGAAAAGCUAGGCGACAGCCUUGACACAGCACAGCCAGGUACAAUCACUGCAGCAAAUUGGCAGCAGAGAGAGGGUGAGUCUGCUGAUGGUACCUUCGAGGGACAAUAUAUUGAGAUGCCCUGCCUUGUCGUGCUCCCCUCUGAUGAUGACAAUGAAGUUGAGAACAUCAAUGUACAGUUUCCGAUCUCCAGCAUCACCAAAGAGCCAUUGCAGAGUACAAGUGGUGCAAACAUGGGGGUCUUGCUGCUAACCGACGACAAACGUCCUGAGGAUAAACUCAAUGCAAAAACGGAAGAUAUGGAUCACCAGGAUGCCGACACUACUAUUGACAAUGCAUCGCCCACCAUCACUGCCACUGUUGCGUCGGCUACGUCCACUACAAUGGGAGCGCCAGGCACCACCGCCGCAGUACCAGGCACGUCCGAUUCCACCACACCACCACCCGACACCUCUGCCACGGCAGCACCAGGCACCGCCACUGACAAAACUGAUUGUCUUGAAACGGCAGAAAACAAAACUGACCUAGCGCUUCCAAUGGCCAGCAGCAACAGCUCCAGUGACGCAGUUCCCAGUGCAAGCCCUGCAGGCAAGGCAGCUGAAUCUGCGGCAAACAGCUCGAUGCAUGGGCAACAGUUGAAGUGUCUUGACAGCAAAGCUACCUCAGAACACCUGACCUGUUUGGCAACAGCAGAGCUACGUCCUGAGGAUAAACUCAAUGCAAAACUAGAAGAUAUGGAUCACCAGGACGCCGACACUACUAUUGACAAUGCAUCGCCCACCAUCACUGCCACUGUUGCAUCGGCUACUUCCACUACAAUGGGAGCGCCAGGCACCACCGCCGCAGUACCAGGCACGUCCAAUUCCACCACACCACCACCCGACACCUCUGCCCAGGCAGCACCGGGCACCGCCACUGACAAAACUGAUUGCCUUGAAACGGCCGAUAACAAAACCGAUCUGGCACUUCCAAUGGCCAGCUGUGACAGCUCUAGUGAUGCCGUUCCCAGUGCAAGCCGCACGGACAAGGCAGCUGAAUCUGCGGCAAACAAUUCGAUGCAAUGGCUACAUUCGAAGUAUCUUGACUGCGAAGCUGCCUCGGAAUACCUGUCCUGUUCCGCACCUGCAGAGCUACGUCCUGAGGAUAAACUCAAUGCAAAACUAGAAGAUAUGGAUCACCAGGAUGCCGACACUACUAUUGACAAUGCAUCAGGUACUUCCACUGCAACGACAGCGCCAGGCACCACCACUGAGACCGCACACCAACGCAGCGCUGCAGUACCAGGCACAUCCACUUCGACCACACCACCGCCCGACACCUCUGCCAUGGCAGCACCAGGCACCACCACUGAAAAAACGGAUUGUCUUGAAACGGCAGAAAACAAAACUGACCUAGCGCUUCCAAUGGCCAGCAGCAACAGCUCCAGUGACGCAGUUCCCAGUGCAAGCCCUGCAGGCAAGGCAGCUGAAUCUGCGGCAAACAGCUCGAUGCAUGGGCAACAGUUGAAGUGUCUUGACAGCAAAGCUACCUCAGAACACCUGACCUGUUUGGCAACAGCAGAGCUACGUCCUGAGGAUAAACUCAAUGCAAAACUAGAAGAUAUGAAUCACCAGGACGCCGACACUACUAUUGACAAUGCAUCACCCACCAUCACUGCCACUGUUGCAUCGGCUACUUCCACUACAAUGGGAGCGCCAGGCACCACCACCGCAGUACCAGGCACGUCCAAUUCCACCACACCACCACCCGAUACCUCUGCCAUGGCAGCACCGGGCACCGCCAUUGACAAAACUGAUUGCCUUGAAACGGCAGAAAACAAAACCGGCCUGGCGCUUCCAAUGGCUAGCAGUGACAACUCCAGUGACGCAGUUCCCAGUGCAAGCCCUGCAGACAAGGCAGCUGAAUCUGCGUCAAACAGCUCGAUGCAUGGGCAACAGUUGAAGUGUCUUGACAGCAAAGCUACCUCAGAACACCUGACCUGUUCCGCAACAGCAGAGCUACGCCCUGAGGAUAAACUCAAUGCAAAACUAGAAGAUAUGAAUCACCAGGACGCCGACACUACUAUUGACGAUGCGCCAGGCACCACCACUGAGACCGCACACCAACCCAGCGCCGCAGUAGCAGGCACGUCCACUUCUACCACACCAACACCCGACACCUCUGCCACGGCAGCACCAGGCGCCGCCACUGAAAAAACGGAUCGUUUUGAGACUGCCGAAAACAAAACCGACCUGGCGCUUCCAAUGGCCAGGUGCGGCAGCUCCAGUGAUACAGUUCCCAGUACAAGCCGUGCGGACAGCGAAGCUGCUUCAGAACACCCGACCUGUUCUGCACCAGCGGAGUUGUACAUUACGAGUCACAAGACUCCUGAAGAUAGUAUGAAAGCAGAACUAAGAAGUGUGGACCACCAGGAGAGCGACACAUUUAUCAACAAUGAUUUCCUGCACACGGCCGAACAUGCAUACAAUGUGCCACUUCCGAUGCUCAGCAGGGAUGCCUCUGAAGAUGUGCUUCCCAGAGUUCGCAGCAUGCGCAGAAAGGCAGCUGAAGCUGCGAUCAACAAAAUGAUGAACUCAACCGGCUCCACACGAAAGAAAAAGGCUACAAAUACCAGCAAUGUUGACGGCAAUGCCCACCAUCGCAAGAAAUCAUCAGGGAACCGAUGCCACGAAUGCCAGAGAAACUGA
This is a messenger RNA of Rhipicephalus microplus (southern cattle tick), 2893 nucleotides long. RefSeq lists its product as uncharacterized. NCBI's taxonomy places the organism in Eukaryota, Metazoa, Arthropoda, Arachnida, Ixodida, Ixodidae. Gene Ontology annotation, biological process: regulation of transcription by RNA polymerase II; embryo development. Gene Ontology annotation, molecular function: DNA-binding transcription factor activity, RNA polymerase II-specific; RNA polymerase II cis-regulatory region sequence-specific DNA binding. The record is from RefSeq and is a predicted model, not a curated record. Gene Ontology annotation, cellular component: nucleus.